Messenger RNA from Pipistrellus kuhlii (Kuhl's pipistrelle), 524 nucleotides. RefSeq names its product regulatory subunit of type II PKA R-subunit domain containing 1 (gene RIIAD1). The record is from RefSeq and is a predicted model, not a curated record. NCBI's taxonomy places the organism in Eukaryota, Metazoa, Chordata, Mammalia, Chiroptera, Vespertilionidae. The coding region runs from base 66 to 344 and encodes 92 amino acids. The transcript is spliced from 5 exons.
GGGCCUGGCGGGGCGGGGGCAGGGGCUCGUCCGCGCGCGCCCGUCGCCUUGACGACCACGACGCGAUGACGACGCUGGAGGACGGGCAGCUGGGGCCUGACCCCGGGGCGCUGAGCUCCGAGCAGCUGGAGAAGCUGCGCGAGUACAAGAUCCAGACGCGGAUUGCUAAUGAGAAGUACCUGAGAUCCCACAAAGAGGUGGAGCUGCUGCUCAGUGGUUUCUUCAGAGAAAUGUUCCUGCAAAGGCCAGAGAACAUCCGGGAAUUCGCCGCAGACUAUUUCACGGACCCAACACUCCCCGACAAGAUUCACACACAGCUAAUUAAGGAGAAGAAAGGGGCUUAAUGAGCAGAAUCGCGAUGCUCAGCUGCUGAGAGCGACCGGGAGGGAUCCAGCCCCGGAGGUGGGUGGCAUCUGGAAGGGAGAGUCUGUUGUCAUCGGUGUGGGUUUCCAAGCUGCCGUGGGCUCUGUGUGCUUUGCCAAGGCUUUUAAAGACGCUCAUUAAAAACAGGCCUUCCCGCUGUC